GAUGGCGGCAGCGGCGGCGGCGGCGGCGGCCGAGCAGCAAAGUUCCAAUGGUCCCGUAAAGAAGUCCAUGCGUGAGAAGGCUGUCGAGAGGAGGAACGUUAAUAAGGAGCACAACAGUAAUUUUAAAGCCGGAUAUAUUCCAAUUGAUGAAGAUCGCCUCCACAAAACGGGCCUGAGAGGGAGAAAGGGCAAUUUAGCCAUCUGUGUCAUCAUCCUCUUGUUCAUCCUGGCCGUCAUCAAUUUAAUUAUAACGCUUGUUAUCUGGGCGGUGAUCCGCAUCGGACCGAAUGGCUGUGACAGCAUGGAGUUCCAUGAAAGUGGCCUGCUGCGGUUUAAGCAAGUAUCUGACAUGGGAGUUAUACAUCCUCUUUACAAGAGCACAGUAGGAGGAAGGCGAAAUGAAAAUUUGGUCAUUACUGGCAACAACCAGCCUAUUGUUUUUCAGCAAGGGACGACGAAGCUCAGUGUAGAAAAGAACAAAACUUCUAUAACGAGUGACAUUGGUAUGCAGUUUUUUGACCCGAGGACUCAGAAUAUCUUAUUCAGCACAGACUAUGAAACUCAUGAGUUUCACUUGCCAAGUGGAGUGAAAAGUUUGAAUGUUCAAAAAGCAUCUACUGAAAGGAUUACAAGCAAUGCUACCAGUGACUUAAAUAUAAAAGUUGAUGGUCGUGCUAUUGUGCGUGGAAAUGAAGGUGUAUUCAUUAUGGGCAAAACCAUUGAAUUUCACAUGGGUGGUAAUAUGGAGUUAAAGGCAGAGAACAGCAUCAUCCUAAAUGGGACUGUGAUGGUUAGCACAACUCGCCUACCUAGUUCCUCCAGUGGAGACCAGUUCGGUUCUGGCGACUGGGUGCGCUACAAGCUCUGUAUGUGUGCGGACGGAACUCUCUUCAAAGUACAAGUAACAGGCCAGAACAUGGGCUGCCAGAUCUCAGACAAUCCCUGUGGAAACACUCACUAGAGGAACCCGAGAGGCCACCAAUAUGUUCAUAUCUUGACUUGACGUUUUUUUAAGACUGUGCAUGCAAAUCACGUUUUCAGAGAGUUUGCGGUAACUCUUAUUUUAUGUCAGAGCACUACUGUAUCUAUCAUAUGACCUCCAUAUUGAAAAGAUUCUCGGAGAGCCUAAAUAUUAACACAUUUCAUUAAGUUGCACUGAUCUUCAAAUGACAGUCUCUGAAAUAAUUAUCAGAAGUGAAUAAAAGCAAAGUUAAUCUCUAAAGAAGUGUUUUUAAAAAUCCACUGUUCCUUGUCUAAAGGAUAAAGGGCUGAAUCAACUGUUUAGACUACUCACUAUAAGUAAGCUGUUGGUAACUAAUGGAGAUACACCCACUUAAGGUGUUUGAAAGGGACACUGUUCAUAAAUGUUACAUGCUCUGUCUUUUGGCUUCAAGAGAAAAGACAGAUUUUUGGUGCAUUAAUUUUCAGCUGUCUUCUCCAUGCAAGUGAAGUCAUUAAAGAACUUCACACAUGUGACCUGGCAUGAAACUGUGGUUCCUUAGUUUUGCACUAGGAUGAGAAUACUCUGUAAUAGAAUGUUUACUUGUUAAAUAUUGAUAAGUAUGACGUGUUCACAGUGUGGUAGAAAUUGAAACACCACCUCAGCUUUAACUAGCAAACGAUGCUAGCUGUCAUCUGCUGCACAUCUUACACAUCCGCGGCACUGUCCCCGGCAUCAUGUGUGUGAAAUCUCUAAUUUUCACCACAGCUCUGCAUGUAAGUGUUACCCUUCCAGUUUUACCGAUUAGGAAACUGAGGAUCAGAACAUUUAAGAAAUGUCACAUAGGAAAGAACAGGGUUGGGAUUGGAAUUCAUAUGUGAUUCAAACCUAAAUGCGCCUGCUUCCAACUCCUGUGUUCUUUUCACUAUCUGCACUGAAGUCUUAAUUAUUUAAAACUCUAGAAAAAUGAAUGAAGACUAACUCAAACUUAACCUAAGCAGAUAAGAAUCAACAAAACAGUCAUGCUUAUUCUGGCUUAAAAAGAAAUAAAAUGGCCAAACAGCUAUCAGGUUUUAAACUCGCUUAAGCCAAUUACAAAACGUUGUACUAUAGAGAAAUCAGGUUAGCAUAGGGAUGGAUUACCCCAGUGUCCUAAGCCUUGACAUUUUGGGGUCCCUGAAUUGGGGAAAAGGGUUGCUAAGAUACUUAGACCCUCCGCCCUCAGGGCAGUGCAGUGAACUGGGAGAGGCCGCGGACCCAGGCAAGCCCUGGUGGCUGGGAUGGCUGGGAAGCUUACCCCAGCGUGCCAUAUAAGUAGUACCCUUGACAGUGUGCACCGGGCCUUGAACAAAGUUGGGGGGCACUGGAGUAAAGGGUGCUGAUACAGGAAAUAACUUUUAACUAAUUUUUGAGUAAGUAUGAGACUUGAUCUCUACUCAUUAUUACAGUCCCAUUGUAAUGUUCUGCAACCCUCAAGCCAGUUGAUUCUUAAGGUAUGUUAUAUUUGACUUAAAAGGAACUCUCUGGUAUUCAUCGCACACACAACAUCAGGGACAGAGCUUUCAAAAACAGUUUGCUGUAAAAUAAGCAGUAGAGGUGAAGCAGAACCCCCACUCUGCAUUCAAGUACAACAGUAUUCGGUCAUGGUUGCUUUGAACUAUGUAGACAAGAAAAUCAAUACAAAAAACAAUUUGCAUUCAGUAUAAUCCAGUUCUCUCCGGCAGGACAACCAAAUGCCUUAGAGAUUAUGACUAGUCAUUAAAGUAUGUAAGAUAGAUUGACUUACUAUGUAAUACCGAGUGCAGUUUUUAAAUGAAGGGAAACAAUUGAACUUUAUGACCUGAGUGUUACUGUUAUGAUAUUCAAAUCUUAUUUGAAUAUAUUCAGUGUCAUUUAAUAUUUGAGUGAUACUCAGAAAAAUCUAUUGGAAUUUUCAUUCAGAUGCUCAGUGUAUUUUUCAUUUUACAUUCUUGACAGUUUUGUUUAGGUUUUGAAAGUUUCUUUAAAUAUUUUUACAAAAACCACAAACACUACGUUACGUAGUAUUAUUUAUUGACUAUAAUUCAUGAAAUAAUCUAUUUUUAUUCCUCUUUGAGAAAUACUUGUGUUUUUGAUACAUCUCCAUUAAGUGCUUUUGAUGAGAGGAUAUUUUAAUGUUUUUAUAAAAGUGAUUGUUAAGGCAACAGGUGUCAUAUUUUUAGGACAUUUUGCAGGUGACCCUUGCCUUUUCAUUGAGACGUAGACUGGAAAACUCACCGGAAAGGAAAUCAAGAACAAACCGUCCGUUUUACCUGUGCUCUAUCGUGCAUAAUGGGCACAGCUUUAGCUACUCAUUCUCACCACCAGAUGGAAUUUUCCUAUAAACCGAAAUGUUAGCUCUGUGCUCUCUGCUGGUUGUACCUCCCCUGCACUGAGCACUGAUGUGACAGGCAGCCGAGCGGACCCGGUAGAGAGACAAAGACGGGCCCCCACGUGAGGGGGUGGUUCCAGGCUUGUUUCACCACUGUACUGCGGAGACAGGUUACGGUGACAACAGGGACAGAUGAAGUGAAAGCAAAGUACUUCAGAAACCGGCCAAGGGGCCGAGAGGAAAAUGCAAAACGACACAACCGGUGACUGCCUAGAUAUGGUUGGCAGGAUUUAAAAUUAAACUUACUUGUAUUCUUUUUGCAUUUGAAAAAGCAAAUUUUGUGUGAUAGUUUUAAUGAUGAAAGGUGGACGUUCUACCUAGUUUUGAAUGAAUGCUUUUUAAGAGGGUGAGACUGUUACGGUGCUAACCUUGACAAAAAUGAAACCAUUGAAAUGCUGAUCAUUUUAGUAGUCUUUUAAACAGUGUUGAGGGGGCAAAGACUUCAAAUUAUGCCGUACACAGGUAAGUCUGUUCUGUUUUGGAUUGCUAACCUGAGUUUCAGCUAAUUCAGUUUGUAAUAACUAUUAACGAUCUCUGUGUACAAUAAAGAUUCUGUACAUUGUU
Molecule: messenger RNA, 3914 nt
Organism: Hyaena hyaena (striped hyena)
Lineage: Eukaryota; Metazoa; Chordata; Mammalia; Carnivora; Hyaenidae
Gene: SGCB
Product: sarcoglycan beta
Exons: 6
Coding region: 2-961 (319 amino acids)
Biological process (GO): muscle organ development
Cellular component (GO): sarcolemma; sarcoglycan complex
Source: RefSeq, a predicted model, not a curated record